UUAUCUCUAAGAAAACUCACCAUCUGUAUUUCACAGUCGUAACAGACCAACCGCUAAGCACUAAAGCGAUCUGUUGACAAGUCCAUGUCCUCAAGUGUCUUUUGGUUGAUGAGUCUGACUCAAGAAGCCCUCUCUCUCUCUCUCUCUCUCUCUCUCUCUCUCUCUCUCUCUCUCUCUCUCCUCUAAUUCGCAAGUCCCAACCAACCCCAAUUAGCCUUUCCUUGCAUUCUCCUCAUUCUACUUCUUUUGUGACUAUUACUCUCAGGUUGCUUGAUCCAGAAUGAAAAAAUUAUAUUCAACUUCAAAAGGUAACACUGUGAGCAACAUCUUUAAUAGGGUCAUAGAUUGGGAGCUCAGGCCCGGCGGUAUGCUUGUUCAAAAGAGAGAUGUUGGCGAUGCCUCUUCUGGGCCUAUGAUCAAGAUCAAGGUUUCUCAUGGUUCUUAUCACCAUGACAUCACUGUCCCUGCUCAUUACACUUUCGGGGAUCUGAAAAGGGUUCUGGCCCAUGAGACCGGUUUGCAGCCUAAAGAGCAAAGGUUGUUGUUUAGAGGGAAAGAAAAAGAAGACAUGGAUUGUUUGGACAUGGUUGGUGUGAAAGAUAAGUCCAAGAUUAUUUUACUAGAAGACCCGGCUAGCAAAGAGAAGAAGCUUGAGGAGAUGAAGAAAAAUCAAAGCCUAUUGAAGGCUUAUGAAGCCGUAGCCCAAGUAAGAGCAGAGGUUGACAAGCUCUCUCAAAAGGUUGUCACUCUGGAGACAAUGAUGCGCAGUGGCACUAGAUUUGCAGACAAGGAGUUUGUCGUCUUGACCGAGUUGCUCAUGAUGCAGCUGCUCAAAUUGGACACAAUUGAGGCUGAAGGAGAAGCCAGAGCGCAGAGGCGGAUCGAGGUGCGUCGUGUCCAAAGCUUUGUCGACACGCUUGACAACCUAAAGGCAAGAAAUUCCAAUCCCUUCAGCAACAGUAACAAUUCAGUGUCAGUUACGACAAAAUGGGAGACUUUUGAGUCUGGUCUUGGAAGCUUGUGUUCCCCAACAGUACCAUUGCAAACUUCUACUAAAAUAACUCAGGAAUGGGAGCUCUUUGACUAAGCAGAAAAUAAUAUUCCAUCCAAGAAGGGUUUGUAUAAAGUUGUACCUAUAUUGGCUGUUAAUUUAAUUCUAUAAAAGCUUUUUGAGAAGCUGGUUUUGGAGAAGCUAGUUUUGGAGAAGCAGAGAAAAAAUAUGCUUUUUAAACAGUUUUGGUGUUUGUAAAUAUGAUUUGUAUAUAUGCGUUUAAUAUUGCAUUAUUGAGAUUAUGCUUGAUUCUUGCUCC
Molecule: messenger RNA, 1310 nt
Organism: Morus notabilis
Lineage: Eukaryota; Viridiplantae; Streptophyta; Magnoliopsida; Rosales; Moraceae
Product: BAG family molecular chaperone regulator 4
Exons: 4
Coding region: 281-1087 (268 amino acids)
Biological process (GO): protein stabilization
Cellular component (GO): cytoplasm
Molecular function (GO): protein-folding chaperone binding; adenyl-nucleotide exchange factor activity
Source: RefSeq, a predicted model, not a curated record